Molecule: messenger RNA, 225 nt
Organism: Racocetra fulgida
Lineage: Eukaryota; Fungi; Glomeromycota; Glomeromycetes; Diversisporales; Gigasporaceae
Source: the annotation of a GenBank genome assembly
AUGACAGAAGGACCUGGGCAAAUGAAAGUCCUACUCGUUGAAUUUCAAAGAGCCAAAAGUUUUGAAAUCAAAACAAAUGAACUUAAGGUUUUCGACAAAUACUAUGAAUUUUUGGAUAUAGAAGAAGCUGAAAUGAUGUGUAAUAUUGAUACUAACUCAGAUAGAAAAGACAUUAAAUUAAAAGAAGCUAGCUCAGAUGGUAGAGCUAAACCUGAUGAUAGAGUU